AAGAUGGAUUUGCCAGAAAGAAACACAGAAACGGGAAAAUCAAUCUGCUUUGCAAGGUUGUGAGCCUGUUUUGUCACUUGUAGACUUGACAAAUUCUAACAUCUAUUGUUUCCCUUUUACUUAAAGGGACAUUUCAUUAAAAAGAGAUUUUUUUUAAAAAAUCCCUCAAAGCCACGAAAAACUGCACUUAGAGUUUGACUAAAAUGUCUAGUGAGAAGUUCCAACCUUUAUUCUGAAGGGCACAAACAGCGUUGCACCGGAAGUGAUUAUCAUAUGAGCGUUUUACUCUGUGUUUGGCAACAUGGCGGCGAAUAAAAUAAUGUUUUAAUCUGCGUCACUUUGUUAUGAGAGAUUAGCGAUUCUAUUCUCCCAGAGGCUCAUUCUGUCGACUGAAUGGACUUUGAGCUUUAAAUGUUUUUCUCAGUUUUCUCUCCCUCAGUCAUCUGACCGUAAACUACAAAGCUAGCUUAGCUUAGCAUUCAAACUGGAGAUAUGAGUGGUGAAACAGUCAAAGUUGCUGUUUGAUGGAGUGGUUGUAGUGUUUUCCAGAAUAAAUCAGCCAGUAUAACUGUGUGAAAAUGCCAGGAGUCAAGACACUGAGAGAUUUUGUCAACCAGAGACUGACUGCUGCUGCUGAAGAGAUUUUUGGAGUCUUUGAAAGAACGAUAGCAGAAUACGAGGAACAACUUUGUCGAUGUAAAGAGGAAAACGAGCGAAAACAGAAACUUCUGGACGAUGUUCAGCUUUGCUUUCGCAGAGCAGACAACCAGCAGCUGUCAGUGACUCAAGAAGAGGUUCCCUCUGAGCAGCAGGAGUGGAGCUCCAGUCUGGACCAGGAGGACACUGAGCCUCCACACCUUAAAGAGGAAGAGGAGGAACUUUGGAGCAGUCAGGAGAGACUGGAGGAGUUUAAUACCAUCAAGUUCCCCUUUGCUCCUGUCCCUGUGAAGACUGAAGAUGAUGAAGAGAAACCUCAGUCCUCACAGCUUCAUGAAAUACAAAGGGAAGGGAUGAAAACAGGAGCUGAUGGAGAGGACUGUGGAGGACCAGAACAGGUCAGGAACUCAGAACCAGAGAGACAUUUACAUGAGGACAAGACUGAAGACUUCUCUGAAUCUGACACUGAUUACAGUGAUGACUGGAGGGACACCAUGGAAAAUGAUUCUGGAUUAAACUGUGUGGAAAACUUUGAUGAUGAUAGAUCAGACAGUGACAAGAAAUCACACAGCUGCUCUCAGUGCAGUAGAACAUUCACAAGGAAAUGUCAUCUUGCUACACAUAUGAGAAGGCACCAAAAAGAGAAACCCUCAAGUUGCUCUGACUGUGGUAAAAGAUUUAAGUUAAAGUCAAGUCUGGCUAAACACAUGGUUAUCCACACAGGAGAGAAACCCUUUAGCUGCCCAGAGUGUGAUAAAAAGUUUAGCAAAUUGUCUCAGCUGAAGUCCCACAUGUUUGUCCACACAGGAGAGAAACCCUUCAGCUGCUCUAAGUGUGAUAAAAAGUUUAAUCACAAGUGUAAUCUGACUAAACACAUGGUGAGCCACACAGGAGAGCAAUCCUUUAGCUGCUCUCAGUGUGAUAAAAAGUUUCACGAAAAGGCUCAGCUGAACGCCCACAUGUUUGUUCACACAGGAGAGAAACCCUUUAACUGCUCUCAAUGUAAAAAAGGAUUUAAUUACAAGUCUCAUCUGAACAGACACAUGCUGGUGCACACAGGAGAGAAACCCUUCAGCUGCCCUUGGUGUGAUAAAAAGUUUAAUCAGAACUCAAAUCUGACUUCACACAUGGUGAUCCACACAGGAGAGAAACCCUCAGCUGUUAGCUCUGUGAUCAGAAAUUUUCAUGGGAUAGUCAGAAUCAGCCAGUAUAACUGUGUGAAAAUGCCAGGAGUCGAGACACUGAGAGAUUUUGUCAACCAGAGACUGACUGCUGCUGCUGAAGAGAUUUUUGGAGUCUUUGAAAGAACGAUAGCAGAAUACGAGGAACAACUUUGUCGAUGUAAAGAGGAAAACGAGCGAAAACAAAAACUCCUGGACGAUGUUCAGCUUCGCCUUUACAGAGCAGACAACCAGCAGCUGUCAGUGCAUCAAGAAGAGGUUCCCUCUGAACAGCAGGAGUGGAGUUCCAGUCUGGACCAAGAGAACACUGAGCCUCCACACACUAAAGAGGAAGUGGAGGAACUUUGGAGCAGUCAGGAGGGACUAGAUGGUAUUUAUACUAUCAAGUUCCCCUUUGCUCCUGUCCCCGUGAAGACUGAAGAUGAUGAAGAGAAACCUCAGUCCUCACAGCUUCAUGAAAUACAAAGUGAAGGGAAAACAGGAGCUGAUGGAGAGGAGUGUGGAGGACCAGAACAGACCUGGAACUCAGAACCAGAGACACUUUUACAUUCAGAGACUCAGGACAAGACUGGAGACUGCUCUGAAUCUGAAACUGAUGGCAGUGAGGAUUGGAGGGUUACAUUGGAAAAUGAUUCUGGAUUAAACUGUGUGGAAAACUUUGAUGAUGAUAGAUCAGACAAUGACAAGAAAUCACACAGCUGCUCUCAAUGCAGUAAAACAUUCAUUAGGAAAUGUCAUCUUGUUACACAUAUGAGAAUACACCAAAAAAAGAAACCCUUGAGCUGCCCUGACUGUGGUAAAAGAUUUAAACACAAGGCUCAUCUUAACUCCCACAUGUUUCUUCACGCAGGAGAGAGGCCAUUUAGCUCCUCUAAGUAUGAUAAAACAUUUAACAAAAAGUCUACUCUGACAAAUCACAUGUUAACUUAUGGUCAAGGGAACUUCAGCUGUCCUAGGUGUGAUAAAAAGUUUAAUCACAAGUCUCAUCUGAACUCCCACAUGUUGAUGCACACAGGAGAGAAACCUUUCAGCUGCCAUCAGUGUGAUAAAAAGUUUAAUCAGAAGUCUAAUCUGAACAAACACAUGGUGAUCCACACAGGAGAGAAACCCUUCAGCUGUCCUCAGUGUGAUAAAAAGUUUAGUCAGAAGUCUAAUCUGAACAAACACAUGGUGAUCCACACAGGAGAGAAACCCUUCAGCUGCCCUCAGUGUGAUAAAAAGUUUAGUCACAAGUCUUAUCUGACUUCACACAUGGUGAUCCACACAGGAGAGAAACCCUUUAGCUGUGAGCUCUGUGAUCAGAAAUUUUCAUGGCUUACUCAGGUAAAGAACCACAAGUGUUCCGGUGGCCAGACUUCAUAACAUAAGAGAAAGAAAAUCUAACGAGGAGGACUAUGUAAGAUGAGAACCAGGCAGUAUCUGAGAUAUCUAAAAAGAUGUGCAACAAGAGACUGAAGAUGAAUUAGAUGAUUAGAGGGAGAUUAGAGAACAUCAGUCAGGUUUAAACUGUAAAUCUGCUAUACUCAAUCCUGCAGCUACUGAGCUGCACACAGAUCUUAUUGGGAUGCACAGAUGCACCAGCUUAACAUCAGUAUAGACUGAUAUUAACCCUGUUUGCCUACAUAUGCAAAUAAUAUAGCAGGAACGUUUAUCAUUUAUCAGGGUUUAUCUGUUGUGCCUGAUGAAUUGUCUGUUUGCAUCUGUCAUAUCUAGCUGAUGAAUAGAAUAAACCAGUGCAGAAGUAAUUUUCUGGACAAUUUUUGAUCUGAUUUCAUGGUCAAACAUGAGAGAAAAUGUUGGCAUUCUACAAGAAAAAAAAAAAAUUAAAAAUCGGUUAGAUUGUUGUGUUGAACAUUAGUAUCGGCCCAAACAUUCAUAAUCAAUGCAUCUCUUGUUCUUUUAUCUAAAAUUGUAGUCUUGUUUGGAAAGUAAACCCCAAUUUUUUUUCAAAAGUAGACAUUUCGGCCGUAUACUUGAUUCAUUGCAAGUCAGACCAUUUCUGGUUGGCAAUAUAAAACACACUGAAACAACAGCACACAACAGAGGCCCUUUAGAUCAUUGUUUCCAGAGCAAACUCCAACAGUAAAUCCUUUCUGUGGAAAAAUGAGAGUCACAAAUAUCACUAAGUGAGGUCAUUUCAAAGCUGAUGUUUUAACAACCCUUUCCAGACUGAAAUACAAAUGUAAACUGCAAAAGCAUGGACAAUCAUCAUAGAAAAACGUGGAAGACUACCUGCUAUUAUUGACUGUGAUUAUCAGCAAUAUGCUGUAUGCUCAGGUGUGGACAUAUGACCAACUAUACGCUGUGCGUUAUGCUGUUGUGGACUUCUAUUUUCAGGAUAUUUUUCUUUUUUUUGGUUAUUGAAAUGCACGGCAUGCUUUGAGUCCCUUCAAACAAUGCACAUUAUUCAAACUGUUAAAUGUGCAUUGUUUUAAGGGAAGAAAAGGGUGUUUGUGGAUUGGAGCUCUUGCAACAAUAUUUGAGUCAGUGUGGCCUCUGAGGGCAAGGUUGAGCACAAGUUGUUGCAGAAAUUCAGUUUAAAUAUAUACUUUUGUCUGGCUUGAAGGUGUCUCUUCUGCGGAAGUGGGGUUUUCUUGGUCCGUUCUUGUACAGAGCUCUAGUGAUGGUAUUCUUUGAGACUACCAUUCUAGACUUGGCCAAGUCCUUCACUGGUGUCUCUGCAGUUGUUCCGGGGUCUUUAGACACGUCUCCCAGUAGUUUUCUUUCCUUGAAAUCUUUCUCUUUCUACCUCUGCCAGGCUUCUUGUGGACUGUGUGGCUCUCUUUGAAUUUCUGGAUGAUUCUUCUCACUCCAGUUCUUGACAUUUGGAAAUGCUGUGAUACCUUUGUAUAUUAUUCUCCUGUUUUUGUGAGCAUCAACAAUUCGUUUUCUUAAGUCUAAACUGAUUUCUUUUAG
This is a messenger RNA of Cheilinus undulatus (humphead wrasse), 4754 nucleotides long. RefSeq names its product zinc finger protein 320-like. Gene Ontology annotation, biological process: regulation of DNA-templated transcription. Bases 579 to 3200 code for a protein of 873 amino acids. Lineage: Eukaryota; Metazoa; Chordata; Actinopteri; Labriformes; Labridae. The record is from RefSeq and is a predicted model, not a curated record. The transcript has 4 exons. Gene Ontology annotation, molecular function: DNA-binding transcription factor activity, RNA polymerase II-specific; RNA polymerase II cis-regulatory region sequence-specific DNA binding.